Molecule: messenger RNA, 771 nt
Organism: Aspergillus pseudotamarii
Lineage: Eukaryota; Fungi; Ascomycota; Eurotiomycetes; Eurotiales; Aspergillaceae
Exons: 1
Coding region: 371-589 (72 amino acids)
Source: RefSeq, a predicted model, not a curated record
GUGAGAAACACAGGACUCGGCGCCUCGUACGAGCUAAAUUGUGUUACAGACAGAAUCUGUUACGAGGGAACGGAAAUUUUCAUAUCAGAUUUACGCUUUUCCUGAGCUCGAUGUCUCGAAGUCUUCAUUUCUUCACCGUAUGGCUGCAAGAACCAUAUCUAUUGUGAAGUAUGACUAUUAUUCUUCCUCACGCCAGCACAUACGGAAGAUUGCCGGAUACUAUUUGAUCAAGAGACAUAUUAGCAUAUCCUCCUAGUAGCCGGGCCAAACGUGCGGAUGACAGAAUGCAUGCAGGAUGGGACGAGAGCUACUCGAAACCCCGCCCUUCUGAGCGGAAGAGUUGUUUCACAGUGUGAUCAAUGUACCGGACAUGAGUGGGCUCUGUGUGAUUCAGAUCUGCAUGUACGACACAAAAGUUGAAAACAGCAGUGUGACUUGUCAGUCUUGGGAUUCGAUUGCUUUUGCUUUUUGGUCGGACAAGUCUCACCAACCACAAAAGAACUAUCUAGGGUUGAGAUCCUCGUGUGACCUAUCAGGUGCCACGACUAGUCAGACUUUCAUAAGGUUCUUGCGGUCAACAGGUAAUUAACAGCCUUUUGAGCCUCACACUUACCUCACCUUCUGUUAACCCCCUCCUACUGUAUGAUUGUAUGGACAUGUGGUGCGGCGCUAUUAGUAUUCUAACCUACCCCACGAACGCUAAAGCUGAUCUGAACAGCGAUUAACCCAAUCCCCCCGGGGAUAAUUGUCCAUUGAGAGCCUCUGAUUCCA